Electrophorus electricus (electric eel) is the source of this 4361-nucleotide messenger RNA. Its product is annotated as rho GTPase-activating protein 6. NCBI's taxonomy places the organism in Eukaryota, Metazoa, Chordata, Actinopteri, Gymnotiformes, Gymnotidae. Gene Ontology annotation, biological process: signal transduction. The record is from RefSeq and is a predicted model, not a curated record.
CAUUUCUGUGGGGAAGCUACUUUCCUUUCCCCUCAAAUCGCAACUGACACUCGAGCGGACAAACUAUUAAAGAGCAUAGUUAUCAUCAGCUGACCAGUUACAUAACACUUAGGCUAGGAAAUAAACUUACUGUGGAUGCAGUUUUGUAUUUGGAGUAAAAAUGUCCACUCAAGGACUUUUAAGUAGUGUUUUCACGUGCUCGUCAACGGGAUCCAAACCCGUUUCCAAGAGCAAACUAAGGCAAAGUUGGAGCUUAGAUUCGGCUUUGUUAAGACACCACGGGACGGAGUCCGGCGCAGCGACGCAUGAGCGCCCUUUGCAAACGAAUGUAUGUUUGAAUUGCAACCAAACAGGAGGGAAUGCAAAUCCAGGAGCAUCCCCCGAGCCCCGCGUGGCUCCCAGGCUGGACGCACUUGCCCGGACGCCGCGAGGGAAACGGCAUCUUUCAUCUUCGCAUUUGUUUAGCUCCUCGGGCGCUUUGCCACGCGCCGAUAUUCAGUUGGACUGUGAUGGGAAAAGCACCAAGAGAAGCAGCGCGUGGGAUUUACCGUUCGGCUGUCGUGCUCCAUUACAGUCUGCAAACGCUGGUACCAUUUUCUCACCACGAAAGUGGCUUCAAAGAAGAAUCCCACAUGCAGACGCUAGCGAUACUUCCUCCUACAAUACGUGGAUGUCCGAGGGUGAUUUCACGUGGAGGAGUGAAUGUGGUCGUUGUUUCCGCCUGAUGCCCGUUCCUCUACAGAGCCUGUCUGAGCUGGAAAGGGUUCGUCUACAGGAUGUGGCGUUCAAUCAACUGCUUCAGGAUUACAACCUGGGUUGCCAGAUCACCAUACCUAAAGAUGGCCGCAAAAGGAAGAAAUCGCUGAGGAGCAAACUAGAUUCUUUAGGCAAAGAUAAGAAAGAUAAAGAAUAUGCGCCUCAGGUGUUUGGUGGGACUUUACAGCAGGUAAUUGCUAACGAUCGCUGGUUUAAGCUUCGGCAGGAGGCGCAAGACCAUGAAGGCCGCACGGAGCCUGUGGAUCUGGCCACAUCCUUCCUGCACAUGGCCCGGCGGAGGCUGCACCACCGGGACUUCAGCAGUAACUCCUCCCUCAGCUCCUUCUACGAGACACCCAAUGAGAGCACAACUCCUGGCACCCUGGAGGCGGGCCUCCACGCUCGCAGACGGGGCGCCAUGUCAGUAGACUGCAUCACUGAUCUGGACGAUGGACAGUCUCGCCUGCUGGAAGCGCUGCAGCUCUCUCUGCCUGCAGAGUCGCUCAGUAAGAGGUCGAAGGCCAGAGACCAGCGGCUGAGCCUCAACCCCAUCUACAGACAAGUGCCUCGUAUUGUAGACCUCUGCUGCCAGCAUCUAGAGAAAUACGGUCUGCAGACUGUUGGUAUUUUCAGGGUUGGCAGCUCCAAGAAGAGAGUCCGACAGCUCCGUGAGGAGUUUGACCAGGGUGUCGAGGUAGUUCUGGGUCCUGAGCACAGUGUCCAUGAUGUGGCUGCCCUACUGAAGGAGUUCCUCAGAGACAUGGCCGACCCCCUGCUGACCAGAGAGCUCUAUAGUGCCUUCAUCAACUGCACAUUGCUAAAUGCUACAGAACAGAACACCGUCCUGCAGUUGCUUGUAUGUCUACUUCCUGCCUGUAACAGUGACACACUGCAGCGACUUCUCCACUUCUUGUCCACUGUAGCUGCUCAUGCUGAGGACACCUGCGACAGGCAGGGGCGGCAGCUCACAGGUAAUAAGAUGACUUCUCAUAACCUGGCUACCAUCCUUGGACCAAACAUACUACACAAACAGAAGAGUUCAGAUAAGGAAUUCAGUGUUCAGGCAUCUACACAGGUCGAGGACAGCGCCGCCGUCAUCAACGCCGUCCAGCGCAUGAUUACGUGUCAUGAGGCGCUCUUCAUGGUCCCACCAGAACUGCAGCAUGAGGUUCUGGUCAGUUUGGUGGAGACGGACUAUGAUGUUGUAGACUACCUCCUCAGGAGAAAGGCUUCCCACUGGGAGAGUCCCACCACACAACAGCAGGGGGAGCCAUUGUCUCUGAGGAAGGGUUGUUCCUCCAGUGAUUCCAACAGGGCCUCAAGCGGUGAAGCUUCUCCAUAUGACAAUGGCUCACCCACCCUGUCACAACGCCUGUUGCCUCUGGGGCCAGACAGGAGCAUGCAGAUCGGACACGAUGGCACUGGGAGUGACCUCCCUCCAGCACCCACACACACACACACUGCCUUCCACAGUUACCAAGGCAACAUGAAGAAGCCCCUUCGGCGAACGUUGACUAUUCCAGCUGAAGCAGGCAGUAGACCCCACCGCCAUGUCACACGUGCCAACAGUAGCCCUCUGUGUGACAGCUCACUGGACCAAAUGUGGCAAAGCCUGGCAACACUGUCUUGGCAGCAUCCAACUAAAUCAGCGUUCUACCAAUCAGAUGAAUCGAUACUGGCUCCUCCCAUCCACUCACGUUCAGCCAGUCAGAGUGGCAGGCUGCCUCCUCCAUACCCUGGCCUGCCAAAAACAUCACCAACUUGCCUACAGCCAUCAGCCAUGUCUCACCACUCAACAAUCCAAUCCCUACAUCCAUCGGGAAGCCUGCACUUCCAGGGUCCUUGUUUACCUUCCACCAGCCAGGGGGAACCUCCAACACCUCCAACACCCACCUACCCCCUGAGAGACAUUACAAGCCCUGCAACGGUUGAAUAUAAAGACGGGCAAACAGACAAAUGGCAAAUAUGGCACUUCCUGUCGUCAGACAAUGCUGACACUCUACCAGAAACGCUGGUGUGAGCCAAUUCAAACUUUUUAAAAGUUCUGCUUAGAGAUGAAAACAAGCAAGAUCUUCAGGUCUUAGAGUUAGGGUUGGAGUUAGGGUUAGGGAACUUUUAUGGGGCAGGUAACUUUAUUUACCAGCAUGCUGGGAUUCCUCUCAUUGAGUGACUCCACUCUUUAUACAGUUAGAAACAAUGGACAUUUUCCCCACAGGUGAUUGGAUGAUAGGACAGUCCUCACUUGACUCCUGUCUCCUCCUUCUUUGAGGGGGGCUGGGUGAGACUCAGCAAUGGUACCUGAUUAGGUUAUGCAAUGGACAGUGCUGCUUCAAUCACCACCCUCUUCAUAACCCAUAAUGGUGAGGAACCACAACAAACAUGCAGAUGAUACUACAGACUGAAACCUGAACAUUUAGUAAACCUGCACAUGGGAACAUGCCGUAUAAAUGCAAAUUAAUGCUGAAGUUUCACUUUUCUUUUAGCUAAAUGCAACUGUAUUUUCUUUAAAGUCACUUAGCUAAAUAUGUACAUGUAUUAAGAAGAUAUAUUUCACCCAUGACUGUCAGAGACUAGCUAGCUAUGUAUAUCAGCAAGUUGUAUUACUAGGUGAUUCAGAUUGCAGCUGAGGAAAGAUCCCCGUGUUAUACAGUGUUGUGACUGCAGUGUUCAUGUUUAAAGUAUAGUUUUUAGAAUAGGGACAUCGGAAUGUGGUUGAUGAGGUUUUGCCUUUCAGGAACCCUGAUAAUUGAAAUGAAAGCCUCUGUCAUGAGCUGUACAACGGGCAGUGAAACAUUUUCAACAUGAUCUGGUGAUAUUUAGCCAGUCAGUGCAUCUAACUAGGCAAACAAUGGAUCUAAUACCUUUUCUGCCAAAUGACCAUUAAAAUCCAAUUAUUUGUACUACCUCAUCUGAAACAUGACUUAAAACAUAUAAUGGCUGAAAUUUUAUCUUUAAUUAUGCACUAGACCAGUCUCAUUCUGAAUACACACAAGGUAAACAAACCCUGACUGGAGGUUUUUAUUUGGUCUUAUGUCUCAUUUUCAGCACUAGACACAUGUAUUCAUAAAACACUAAGCCAAUCACUUGAGUGUCUGUAGGAAAAGAUUUUUUUAAGUACUUAAUUUGGAUUGUCUAUUCUUACUCAUCGCUGCUUUAGAAGGGCUGGUCUUAGUGUUUAGUUCUGAAUAACACUGAAUAUCACCUGCUUGUGUUUAUAUCCAUAUGUUCUUGAAAUGAAACCUCUACUACUUUAGUGGAAUAAAUGCAGUUUUAUUGUUAAACAAAAACAAUUUCUAAUAAUUAUACAAAUGUUUGGUACUUGCAGUAGCACUGUUUGCUUGGUAUUAAAACCUAACCUGGUGUUUUUAUAUAUAUAUAAAAAAAAAAUUUUACAUUUUUUUUUUAAACUUUGAUGAUGUAAUUAAUCCUAAUUCAGGUGUGUUGGUGUCUGUCCUAAAUGUUCUCUUGAAAUCAACUUUCUUUUGUGAUUUUUCUCAUAGCUUGGUAGUUUCACUAUUCACUGUUACACAUUAUAAUUUUUCACAUCAUAAUCAUAGAAGCACAUCCUAAAUGUAAUGUAAAUAUAAUGUUAACAUUUUCUUUGA